AUGACAAAUCCACUAGAAAAGAUCCAAGCACUAGAUGCAAUUGAAAAAGAGAUUGUCCUGUGCAUACAAAGUGCUGGAAAUGCACUUCAAGAACUAUCAAAAGAAAAGCCGAGUCAAAAGAAUGCUGAGAAUCAUGCAUCACAGUUCCUUAAAUCCCUAAACAGCAUCGAGAAUAAAUUAAGUGAUCAAAUUAAUUAUCUACAGCAAGUGUCAACAACUCAUGCUCAUGAAGGAAGUGGAUAUGCGAGUGCUAAGAAUCUUCAAAUGGCAUGGCAGAGACUUAAUAAUGUUAAGGCUCGAGUAAAAGAACUGGAAGAUUGUCAAAAUAAGUAUGCAAAGAAGCAAGGACAAGUUAGCAUUGUAGCGCCUCCUGCGCCAGUUCCAACAGCGAAUUUACCACAAUAA
Molecule: messenger RNA, 405 nt
Organism: Chironomus riparius
Lineage: Eukaryota; Metazoa; Arthropoda; Insecta; Diptera; Chironomidae
Source: the annotation of a GenBank genome assembly